Molecule: messenger RNA, 261 nt
Organism: Peronospora matthiolae
Lineage: Eukaryota; Oomycota; Peronosporomycetes; Peronosporales; Peronosporaceae
Source: the annotation of a GenBank genome assembly
AUGCCUGCUAACGCGAACAACAUCAUUUCGGUGCUGCGGUGUCAAGUAAACCUCAGGAACGACAGCGGUCCUUAUGCUUACAUCCACCAGGCUAGGAUGGAGAAAGCGGACGACGAUCUGCGUCCGACGAUUCCGCCUGAGAAGAAAUCACUUGCGGCAUGGAUGAUUGGGGCAUCACGCUCCCGUCAACGCCAGGGUUAUAAUUUGUACGCACCCACGAGCUACGAGAAUUUUGAUGCUUGCUUUUUUGGAGCGUUUUAA